AUGGCCUCUGCCAGCAGGUUCUCUGAAGAGGAGUUCCAGGAGGCCUGUGCAGAACUACAGCAUCUCCGGGUAUCAGGCUGGGAGAUGCCAGUGGUCACGUCAGUUGUCAGGGUCUACCAGCGGCCACUGAACAAGCCGACUGGACUUUAUGAGUAUAAGGUCUCUGGUAUUGUGAGAUCUCCACCAGACCUACUUGCAGAUGUUUAUAUGGACUUAGACUAUAGAAAACAGUGGGACCAGUAUGUUCAAGAACUCCAUGAAAUAAAAGUCGAUGGAGAAGAGGCGGUCUAUUGGCAAAUGAAGUACCCUUUUCCCAUGUCCAACAGAGAUUGUGUCUAUGUGAGGCAGCGGCGACAGCUGGACUUUGAAGGGCGGAAGGUCCAUGUGAUCCUGGCCCAGAGCAUCUCUGUACCCUGGUUUUCAGAGAAGUCGGGCAUGAUCCGGGUGAAGCAGUACAAGCAGAGCCUGGAAAUCCAGAGCUAUGACUCUUGGAGGAGCGAAGUUUUCAUGUAUUACUUCAGUAACCCAGGUGGCCAAAUUCCGUUCUGGAUCCUUAACAAUUUCACCAAGAAUGGAAUUCCUGGCUUCCUUGCUAACCUGGAGGAUGCCUGCCUGAGGUGCCAGAGGAGAACCUGA
This is a messenger RNA of Rangifer tarandus platyrhynchus (Svalbard reindeer), 636 nucleotides long. The record is from the annotation of a GenBank genome assembly. Lineage: Eukaryota; Metazoa; Chordata; Mammalia; Artiodactyla; Cervidae.